UUUCCUAUUCCAUUCCAUCUUCUUCCUCCUCCCUGCACCAGUCCUUCUUGGAAGCGAGAGAGGAGAGGGGAGGGACAGGGAGAGAGGGAGGAGGAGCGAGGCACCGGUGAGCUCGCGGGGAAGCUGCGUGGGGCUGCUUGCACGCCGCGCGGCCCUACCCUUUCCCCAGCUCACUCACCACGCUCUCCCUCUUCUCACCAACUCUUUCCCUCUCUCUUAUCUCCUUCCAAGAUCCCACCCCCCCAUUCUUCCUUUUUUUUUUGGUCGUCCCCACCAUUCUUGCUAGGAUCAUUCCUUGAUCUUUCGCUCGCUCGCUCCAGUACGCCCGUUUUUGUUUUCCAGCUCCGGGAGAUCCCAUCUCGGCCGCCACCUCCUGCGGUUUCCAAGCUCCAAGAGGCAAGAUUCAUUCCAGCUCAAAUUUGAGCUCAAUUUGCCCCGCUGAGCUCGAAUCAAUCCACGAACAACUGGCUCGGCAACAAGUGUCCUUCGUCCCCCCCGAUCCCCGGGCUUCGAUUCGAUCGAAUCCGACCUAAUUUUAUUGUGCUUGUGCCUGUGUGUGUGUCUGUGUUUUUUUAACCUCCUCUCGCUGCGCUUUUCCGUCGCAAAGUGGGUUCCAUCGCGUCACCCGCACGGCUCCUCUCCGAUCGGCCGGAGAAAGAAGGCGCAUAAAAAGGCGAGCGAGCUCUUGAUGCGGUCUUGGUCGUAGCAACAUACAGCAGCUCCACUGCUCCUGCCUGGCCUCGCCUCGCUUGCUGUUCUUUAUCCAUAUACGGACGGAGCAGCGGCCAGCGGGCGCUCCGGCAGCGGCGGCACCGCGCGGUCCACCCUCCGCCAGCGGGUGCUGAUGCUUGCCCUGCUCGCCGCCUUCGCCGUCGCCUGCCUGCUCUUCGUGUCCAGGCCAUGCGCGCGUGACAUGAGACUGUUCCUCGCCUCCCUGUGCCAGCAGCUCCUGCUCUCCCUCCUCGGACUCCUGGCAGGCCUCCGCCUGCUGGGCGGCGUCGCGGCCGCGUCCCACGCGGCCAACACAGAGACCAUGCCGCUCAUGCCGUCCUUCAAGAGGAAGCGGGCCGCGGUCACGGUGGAGAAUGCGGAGGAGGCGGCCGGCGCCGCCGCUGGCGGCGAGCCGUCGGUGCUCGACCUGCCGGAGCUGGCCAUCGAUUGCAUUCUCGAGAGGCUGCAGCCGGCGGAGCUGCGGAGCAUGGCCGCCGUCUGCCGCUCCAUGCGCGAGCGCUGCCGCAGCGACCACCUCUGGGAGCGCCACAUGACCAGCAAGUGGGGCCGUGUCCUGGGCCGCGCCGCCAGGGACGAAUGGAGGACGCACGUGGCGUCCGCCAGCGAGUCCGGCGCGGUCUCGGGCGGCGGCGGCGGCGGCAAGCGCCGGAGGUGGCUCGCGGCGCUCUCCUGCGUUUGCCCGGUGGUGUCCUGGAUGCGGCCCAGGCCCGACGGUGGCAAGUCGUCCGCCCCCGUGCUGGAUGAUUCCAUCAUGUCGUGGUACCUGUCCAUGGAGAGCGGCAAGUUCUGGUUCCCGGCUCAGGUCUACAACCGCGAGCAUGGGCAUGUUGGGUUCAUGAUGUCUUGCUAUGAUGCAGAGCUCAGUUAUGAUUUUCACACUGACACAUUCCGUGCAAGGUAUCCGCCACACGGUCGACGAACUGUGGUCUUGGAGGAUGGUGUCCAUUGGGACAGGAUCAGGGCACCACCUGUUGACACUCUUGCGCAUGAUCUCCACACCUCUGACUGCCUACAUGAACUCCGGCCUGGUGAUCAUAUUGAGAUUCAGUGGAGAAGGAACAAAGAAUUCCCAUAUGGCUGGUGGUAUGGGGUUGUUGGGCACUUGGAGUCAUGUGAUGGAAAUGAACACUUUUGUCGGUGUCAUCUUAGUGAUACCGUCGUGCUGGAGUUCAAUCAGUACACGCCAGGCUCAAGAUGGAGGCAAGCGUUGGUAAAUCGGAAGGAACACAGGGAAGAGGGCAAUGAGGGCGACGGGUUCUACGGCGGUGUCAGGAAGCUCCGCAGCAAGGAUGACAUCUCCAAGUGGAGGCAGCUGUGGCCAACAGACAUCCUGGAGUAGCAAGAACACAUAUAUUACUUCUCACAUUGGGAUUGAUCGAUUGCUCAAUUGACAUGCCUUCCAUUGACCAUUGCUUUGUGCUCUGUCCACGGCCAAUUCCUCUGCUGCGCUGUUGUACACGGAUUAGAACACAAGGUGGCAACAAAUCCUGUAGCUGGACAAGGGUGUAAACUUAUUGUCAGGCAUUACCGGGCGCAGACUGUUUCAUGGGACUGUAACUGUAAGCCUGUAACUACUAAGCAGUCUGCGUCUUGUGCCUGCUGUUGUAGCUGUAGGGCAGAAAGAUCAAAUGUAAAUUACAUUUUUUUUCUAGCUCAAAUUCACGACAAAUUGGUGCAGUGUC
This is a messenger RNA of Sorghum bicolor (sorghum), 2414 nucleotides long. RefSeq names its product F-box protein At2g32560. Gene Ontology annotation, molecular function: protein binding. The record is from RefSeq and is a predicted model, not a curated record. Bases 845 to 2071 code for a protein of 408 amino acids. Lineage: Eukaryota; Viridiplantae; Streptophyta; Magnoliopsida; Poales; Poaceae. The transcript is spliced from 5 exons.